AUGCAUCUAUCAUUGAGCUUUAAUGAGUCUUUAGCCGACUCACUGUUACUGUGCAACCUCUCCAGAUUGAUGCUCAGGGAGGAGGCACCCAGCGCCCCUCCGAAGAACAUCGUGGCCAGUGGUCGCACCAACCAGUCCAUCAUGGUGCAGUGGCAGCCUCCACCGGAACCCCAGCUCAACGGAGUCCUCCGAGGAUACGUGCUCAGGUACCGUCUGGCGGGGCUGCCCGGGGACUACCAGGAGAAGAACAUCAGCAGCCCAGAGACCAACUACUGUCUGCUCAAAGAUCUGAUCAUCUGGACUCAAUACCAGAUCCAGGUGGCCGCCUUCACCGGAGCCGGCCUGGGUGUCUACAGCAGCCCGGUGUCCGAGUACACUCUGCAGGGGGUUCCCACAGCACCCCCGCAGGAAGUGGAAGUUGUAGCUAUCAACUCGACCACCAUCCGCUUCACAUGGAACCCUCCACCUCAGCAGUUUAUCAAUGGCAUCAACCAGGGAUACAAGCUGCUGGUUUGGCCCGAGCUGUCCCCGGAGGACGUCCUGGUGGUGACCAUCACGCCGGACUACCCGGGCUCCCGCCACACGGGGCUGGUCAGCGGCCUGAAGAAGUUCACCUGGUACUUCGGCUCCACCCUGUGCUUCACAACACCUGGAGACGGCCCCCGCAGCUCGCCCACCAUGCUGCAGACACACGAGGACACACCUGGACCUGUUCGUCAGCUGAGCUUCACUGAGAUCUUGGACACGUCCCUCAGAGUCAGCUGGGCGGAGCCUGAAGACAAGAACGGCAUCAUUACUGGCUACGUGUUGUGGUGGCAGGUGUCCGACAAAGAGUCGAGUCGCCAGGAGCGCUCUCUCUCCAACUCCACGCUGCGGUACCAGCUGACCGGCCUCACCUCCACCACCGCGUACUCGCUCCAGGUGGCGGCGCUCACUGCCGCAGGGAGGGGCGUGGUCACGUCCUCCACCAUCUCCACCGGAGUCCCACCAGAACUUCCCGGAGCUCCGUCCAACUUAGUCAUCUCCAACAUCAGCCCUCGCACAGCGACUCUGCGGUUCCGCCCGGGUUCCGACGGGAAGACGGCCAUAUCCCGAUGGAUCGUAGAAGGACAGGUGGUGAAGGAGGACGGACAAGGGGACGCGUGGGGAGUCGUCCACCAGGAGGACAACCAGCCAGAUGCAGACACGCUGGAGAUUCCCAACCUCGCUCCGUUCACUCAGUACAGGUUCAGGCUGCGUCAGGUGAACAUUGUCGGAGCCAGUCCCAUGAGCGCCCCCUCCAGGCUGAUUCAGACCUUGCAGGCGGCACCUGACACGCACCCCUCUAACCUCACCCUGCUGUCUGCUACACAGUCCAGUCUGCGCUUCAGCUGGAUGCCUCUUCCUGAGUCCGAGUACAACAGCAGCCCAGAGACCGUGGGCUACCGGCUGCGUGUGUGGAGGACGGACGGGCAGGGGGAGGACAGGAUGGACGAUGCGGAGGGAGCAGGGGAGACCGCUGAGGCCACGAUAGAGGGUCUGAAUCCCUGGACCCAGUACCAGGUCCAGAUACAGGCCUACAACUCCAUAGGACCUGGACCCUGGAGUAACACCAUCGCUGCAAAGACGGCAGAAUCCGUUCCGUCUGGAACUCCGAUGAAUGUUUCUGCUGAGGCAGUGAGUUCCACCCAGAUCCUGCUCAAGUGGUCGCCUCUGCCCCGGGCUCAGAGAAAUGGAGUCAUACUUGGAUAUAAGGUGUUUUUCAGUGAGAAGGACUCGGACCUUCCUCCCAGUGUUCAGGUGACAGAAGGAGAAGGCAACGUGUCGCUGCUCCUCCGGCUCCUCCGGCGCUACACGGUGUACGAGCUGCAGGUUCUGGGCUUCACGCAGCUCGGGGACGGCCCCCUCAGCAGCCCCGUCCUGCUCCGGACCAAAGAGGACGUCCCAGGCCCGUCUGUCAGGAUGGUGUUUCCAGAAGUUCGACUGUCAUCAGUCAGGGUGGUUUGGCAGCCGCCCACAAACCCCAACGGCAUCAUACUAGGCUACCAGAUCUCCUACUGCCUGGACAGCAGGGAGCCUCUGCGCUGGACCACGGUGGAGGUGGGCUCCACCGCUCGCCAGUUCACGGUCACUGGUCUCUCCUCGGAGCAGACCUACGUGUUCCGGCUCACCGCUCGCACCUCGGUGGGCUGGGGCGAGGAGCAGGAGGCCCUGGUGGUCACCACGGAACGCAGAGAGCGGCCGCAGCCUCCGAGGAAGUUGUACGUUCCUCAGGACAGCGUGGAGUCCCGGCGCCUCCACCUCCACUGGGUGACCGGAGGCUCGGGCUCUUCUCCCCUGAGGUACUUCACUGUGCAGCUCAAACAGCUGCCCAGUGGGGACUGGAACACACACAUCGCUGACAUCCCACACAACGUGACCGCCUGGAGCGUUGACAGGUUGGAGCCCUUCACAUCGUACAAGUUUCGGAUGAUGUCCACCAACGAUGUCGGGGACAGCGUCCUCAGCAAGGAGACGGAGGCUGUGACCACUCUGCAGGACGUGCCCGAUCAGCCUCCAGUGAUCCUCGCAGUGAAGCCCACGACCACCACCUCAGUCCUGGUGACGUGGAAGCGGCCCGGUGACGAGGGCAUCAACGGGGUUCUGACUGGAUACCGGCUGUACUACAGAGAGCUUCCAGUGAACAGCUCGGCUUCCACUGAGGCAGAGGUCCAGACCACCAGGAGCACCAACACCAGCUCCCUCAUUACAACCAAGAGCACCUUCAAGAGCGUCAGCAGCGCCUCGCUCACAGAGUUCGAGUUGACACAGCUCAAGAAGUUCACCCGUUACCAGAUUGUGAUGACGAGCUACAACAUCAUCGGAGAGAGUCCGCCCUCCGCCCCCGUGGAGGUGUCCGUGGGAGAGGCAGCCCCGUCCCGCUCUGUCGGUGGAGCCAGGAGACGUUGUGUUGCUCUGGAUCGCUCUCAGCGUUCUGGCUACUUCACUUUGGUGCAGCCAGGGCUUUACUGA
Messenger RNA from Pleuronectes platessa (European plaice), 2991 nucleotides. Its product is annotated as protein sidekick-1. Gene Ontology annotation, molecular function: protein binding. Gene Ontology annotation, biological process: cell-cell adhesion. Lineage: Eukaryota; Metazoa; Chordata; Actinopteri; Pleuronectiformes; Pleuronectidae. The transcript is spliced from 23 exons. The coding region runs from base 1 to 2991 and encodes 996 amino acids. The record is from RefSeq and is a predicted model, not a curated record.